CCCAAGUUGCCAGUGCCAUCUCCAGGACCGGGGAGUGCUCCGAGACCCGGAAGACCUCCUGAAGUGGGAAGACUACCCGUGGGAGGGACCCCGCCAGCGCCAGGUAGAAUGAUACCACCGACGUCUGGAAGACCGCCAACGCCUGGAAAGCCACCAACAUCUGGAAGGUUGCCUAAGCCAGGAAGGCCACCAGUCCCUGUGUUGGGCAAGCCACCUGUA
Macroventuria anomochaeta is the source of this 219-nucleotide messenger RNA. RefSeq lists its product as uncharacterized. NCBI's taxonomy places the organism in Eukaryota, Fungi, Ascomycota, Dothideomycetes, Pleosporales, Didymellaceae. The annotation marks the transcript as partial. The transcript is spliced from 2 exons. The record is from RefSeq and is a predicted model, not a curated record.